This is a messenger RNA of Prunus armeniaca (apricot), 402 nucleotides long. NCBI's taxonomy places the organism in Eukaryota, Viridiplantae, Streptophyta, Magnoliopsida, Rosales, Rosaceae. The record is from the annotation of a GenBank genome assembly.
AUGGGUGCCUUUCUUUAUCCAAAUCGUGCUGGGCCUAUUUUGUCUGGACCCCAAAAGGUCUUUGGUGACUUUGUUGUUCUUGGAUGUGUCUUGUUGUCACUUGGAUGGUUGCAGUGUGGUGCUGUCGACCUAGCUUUUCUCUUUGGUUUUCGUUGUGCUUUCGAAGCAAGUACUGCAUUUCACCGUAGACGCCAUGAUUUUGUUGCAGCUUUUGGUCCACACAUAUGGAAUUUGCUCAAAUUUAGUGUAUGGAGAUGGAAAAGUGAUUGUUGUUGGUAUGUGUGGGAUUGGGUUUUGCCUGUGCAAAAUAAGAGGUUUAGUCAUGUUGGUGCUACGAGUCUCUUUGGUUUGCUGGAGAGGAAGUGGUGCGGUGUCCUUGUUUCUGUGUUUAUUUUAGUCUAA